AUGAACAUAAUAAUUUCGCAACAAACUAUCUUCAUUGUUCUCUGUUCAUUAACUUUAACGAUUAUUUGCGUACCCAUAUGUCAUGAUACGGUACCAUUUUCAACAAAACUCGCUCAGUCUCCUCUUGUAGUCUAUGGUGAUAUUACCGAAACAUCUAUACCAGUUUCAUUCAAUAAUUAUACUAAACCAUUCAAUAUUUCAUUUCUUGUUAAAUGUACAUUAAAAGGUAUUCCUCCAACGAAUCAAAAUAUCAUUAUUCAUCAUACACUACCAGAUAAUCCAAUUUGUUAUCGAACAUUUAUUUAUGGUUAUACAUAUAUUUAUUUUCUAAAUCAAACUAAUACAGAUAAUUAUUAUAAACAAAUACCAUUUCAUGAAUUAUUAUUCAAUGAGGAUACGACUAUUGAAAUACUUAAACGUACAUGUGGUAUACAAGCUCGUCCAUUUCAUGAAAUUAUCAAAGAAAAUAGUAAUGAAAUUGAUAAUCAAUGUCCUAUUGUAUCUAUUGGUUGCUCAUAG
Adineta steineri is the source of this 519-nucleotide messenger RNA. The record is from the annotation of a GenBank genome assembly. Lineage: Eukaryota; Metazoa; Rotifera; Eurotatoria; Adinetida; Adinetidae.